AUGGAUUCUUCUGGCACAGACGCGCAAGAAAAAGCCUGGUCCGACAUACAAGCCUUCCUCGACAAGGCCGCUGCCAAAGAAGACAACCGAGGCUGGGACCUCCCCGCUUUAAGGGCGACCAAGCUCGUAAAAGUGGCGUCAGGAAUGGCGGAAUUCGAGUUCACAGUGACAGAGCAAUUGUGCAAUCCAAUGGGGAUAUUGCAUGGCGGCUGCGCAUCGACAAUACUGGACAUUCUGACGUCGUUGGCGACGCUUACGGUGCCUGGUAAUGACGGGAUGGUUAGAGCGCUAAGUCGGACUUUAACGAUGACGUUUUUGAGACCUGUGCCGGUGGGUACAAAGACGAGGAUUGUGGUUGAAUUGGUGGCUAUGGGGAGGAAAUUUGUUCACUGCAAGGGGAGCAUUUUGACAAUGGAUGGGAAGAUUUGUGUUGGCUGUGUGCAUGAUAAAGCUGUGGUACAGGCAGCGAAUCUGUGA
This is a messenger RNA of Paracoccidioides brasiliensis Pb18, 477 nucleotides long. RefSeq lists its product as uncharacterized. Gene Ontology annotation, molecular function: fatty acyl-CoA hydrolase activity. The coding region runs from base 1 to 477 and encodes 158 amino acids. The transcript has a single exon. The record is from RefSeq and is a predicted model, not a curated record.